Molecule: messenger RNA, 2370 nt
Organism: Crotalus tigris (Tiger rattlesnake)
Lineage: Eukaryota; Metazoa; Chordata; Lepidosauria; Squamata; Viperidae
Exons: 4
Coding region: 1615-2370 (251 amino acids)
Source: RefSeq, a predicted model, not a curated record
AGCAUCACUAAAAUUGGCUAGUUCAUUCUCUAUCAUCUGUACUGGCAGAUGUUUUUAUGAAAAUGUUCAUCUUGCAUUCUAGAUUUCUUAUGAUUGCAAAUAAAAAUGGUAACCCUUCCACUCUAAGUGAAACAGUGUGCUGGCAACCAGCAUGUGAUAUCCUGUCCCACAGAUUCCCCUCCUCCCCCAAUUAUUACAGUUAAUUAACCAAGUAAGAGAGAGGAAAAGACUUAUUGUUUCAUGUGAACAAAUCCCUCGAGGUCACUCAUUAGGCAAACAAAUACAGAACCUAAAUUGCAGGCCUUGACCCCAAAAGAGAGCACUUUUGUACAACAUAAUUACAUCUAUGAUCCUGAUGCCGAAGGGCAUGCCUGAUGUUUGCCUCUGAACAGAAGCGUGCUGUGAGAAAAUAUGUGCAUAAACUAGAUCCAUUCUAGUAGUGCUGUGAAUACAAAGACAUUGUAUGCUUCCUUUUCUUCUCAACAUCAUGUGCUUAACUGGCUAUUCCAAAUUCAAAUGCUGUUCUUCAAAGAAGGGGGUGAAAAAUGAGGGAAAAGCACCUCAAGGACCCAGUAAUUAAUGCCCAUCUAAUCUCAUCUUCUAUGGGCAACUGGAGUAAAAUUGCUGCAGAUCAAGUGGCAGCUGUAAUGAAACCCACCCUUAGCACAAAAUAAUAAAAUAAACACCUUGGGAGACUGGUUUCUUUAAUUCUUCUGUGUUAAUGCAGCAGGAUCUUCCUAUCUGCAGGCAACUUAAGCACUGGAGUAGGCAGGCAGCUUGACUACAGAUGAUAUCAUAUACUGUAUGGAAUAUGCAAGGGGAAGCAGGAAUGUUAUUAAAUGGUUCUUCUUCUGUAUAUCAAGCUCAUUGGCCAUAGUGUGGGAGACAGCCUCAGUUUGACGUAACAUUUUGUAUCUGUGAAUGUUUAAAUAAUUCUCACCGCUACCACAGUCUAAAAGUUUGUUUUAUGUACAUACGUACUGUAGGGUAUUUGGUGAUAAAACAGGAUGUCAGAUGCAAAAUGCAGAUCCUGCAUGCCUGAAUGAACUUAACAGUGUAAUCUGUGAAUAACUCAUAGGCUGAUGUUUUGUUUUUGUUUUUGUUUUUUUUGCUAGGAGUACAUAUGGUGCAGCCAAAUGCUGUUUACUACCCAGUAAGCCAAGACCAAGUUCCCUCCCUCAAUUCUGCUCUCUCCGCCUUUGUUUUCCGGCAAAACGGAUCGAUGAGUGACUUCCUCGCAGAGCUACUACCACUGUCCAGAGAGACCUGGCUUGGUGGCAGCUGUGUAACUCCUGCUAGAAAACCAAAGAAGGCUUGGAAGUCCUCUUUGAACAUUUCAGGAGAAGCUUCACUUGUGAGGGCGCUCACAAAUGUGGAUGCCCGAGGAAAAGAGCAGAACGGAUCCAAUGGGACAUAUUUUCCACCUCUGAAGGGUUUUUUUUUUUGCAUGGGAUGGAAGAAGCCAAGGCAAAUCUUGUCACUUCUGAUUUUACCUUUCUUUCUAUGACCUCCUACAAGAGGCCCUUUCUCUCCUAAGAAAAGCAGUGGGGGUUUAUCAAGAUUUGUGUCCUAGCAUUUUUCUAGGGCCCCUGUAAGGCUUGCGCUAGGGAGACAAUGUCCGGUAGCACAGCAAGGAAGGUCCAACCGUUCACUAUUAGUACCAAAUUAUCUCUACCCAAGUGUGCCCUGGAAUUUCCAAGAGACAGCUGUACUGACAUUCCUCUUGCUGCUCUGAAUAACCAUGACUUGCACCAAAACCUCAAUGAGUGUGUUUCCCUGUAUCUGGCUCAGACGUCUCUGGAGCCUGCUGAAGGAAGAUUUAAAAGCGCUAGUCCUAUUGAAGAGGUGAUUGCCAAUGAUGAUUGUAUCAAUAGCAAUUCGCUGUCCCGUUCCAUUAAGAAGAUUACUUUGUCCAAUUGGCAUGGAAAAGAUGGCUUAGGGGAAGAAGGGAUAUUCAGAGACCAUUCCCACACCAGUGCAGAGAAAAACUACAACAACAACAACUGCAAGGCAGGAAAAGCACAAUUCAAGGUGUUUCUCAGAAAAGAAGUGGAACCAAAGGAAGAAAAACAGAAUGUGAGAAGCCCCCAGUCUUGUGACAAUUCUCUAGUUGGCAGAAUUGCACCUUUUGUGAUUCUUGUAUUCGGUGGAUCUGAACACACUCUGAUGGAUUUCAAUGAACAGAGUAGUUCAAUGGAUCCUCUGAUGCAAGACUGCCGUGAGCUUGAACUGGUCAGAGAGCUUCUUGGGACCUACAUUCUUAGCCAUUAUGUAAGGACAAAUACUACAGUGGAACAGAAAUUUGCCUGGAAGCAGGAUAUAAAGCAAAUUAAUAAACAAGCCAGCUUUCAGGAAGACAAGGACAGCUAA